AUGGCUCUUCGAUCGCGAUCUGUGGCCCGCGGCAAAUCGUCAAUAACGUUGCGCCUGGUUCGAAGCCAGUGGACUCAUGAUUAUGAUCCAACAAUCGAAUGGACGGUCCCCCUGACAUAUUCCCACGGCUUUAUAGAAGAUUCAUACUCCGUCACCCGCACGAUCGAUGGACUGCCGUACUUCCUCUCUCUCACAGACACUGCUGGCCAGGAGGAAUAUCGCGGUCUCUGGGCAGCGUCGAACCUGAAUUCAGAUGCCUUCCUCCUCGUGUACGAUAUUACCAAUGAGUCCAGCCUCGAGACGCUGGACCAUUUCAUGGAGAUGAUUGAUAUGGAAACGGAAACUCGAGACGAGAAAAACCAACGAUUGUUGAAGCAGUUCUAUACCGAUUACCCCAAUAUCGGGCUAGACCACCAGCCUGUGAUCGGGAUGCCCCCGCCCGUGAAGAUUAUUGCAGGAAAUAAAUGUGACUUGAAAGAAGCGCGCGUGGUGAGCGCUAGACAGGGUCUAGAAUGGGCCAGAAGAAGGGGCUGUGGCUUCAUGGAGACAAGUGCGUGGGAGAUGGUGAAUAUCGAAGAAACGUUUGCCCUGAUCGUACGACGCGUAGUCGAAGCCCGUAAAGUGCACCGCGAGCAGCAACUAUCUCAAUUACAUGCUCUUAGGCAAGCCAGCUACCUACCUUCAUCUCCACGCUAUUUCUCCCCUUCGCAUAGAAGGACGAUACAGCCCGUUGCUCACAGCCAGACGGCUCCUCUCACAACCGAGGAGCGGCAGGAGUCAGCAGAACACAGCGUUCACUCGGAUUCUAGAUUCCAGCGACGAAGCCUGUGGCGUACGUUCACAGAUGCGUUCUCUAAACGAACUACUAUGGGGCGGCCAUCAAGGCGUCGCAAGUCUUUCCAUCCAGCUCCAAGCCAGUGGGAAGCCCAGGCCCAGAGUCGUCCGGAAACGCUGUCUACUAGUUCAAGCAAGAAGCCAGACCAGGAUAUAAGUGAAGCCGCCUACUCAAAUAAAGAGAAUAAACGACGGCAGCAGCGACACGAUACUGUUCAGAGCAAGCAUUUCAGACAUUCCGAGCGCAUAUCUCUCCCAUGGUGGAAGAGGUUGUGUGACUAUCGUUGA
This is a messenger RNA of Arthroderma uncinatum, 1122 nucleotides long. Its product is annotated as Ras small monomeric GTPase. The record is from RefSeq and is a predicted model, not a curated record. Gene Ontology annotation, biological process: Ras protein signal transduction. Lineage: Eukaryota; Fungi; Ascomycota; Eurotiomycetes; Onygenales; Arthrodermataceae. The transcript has 5 exons. Bases 1 to 1122 code for a protein of 373 amino acids. Gene Ontology annotation, molecular function: GTPase activity; GDP binding; GTP binding. Gene Ontology annotation, cellular component: plasma membrane.